Molecule: messenger RNA, 1263 nt
Organism: Eimeria tenella
Lineage: Eukaryota; Apicomplexa; Conoidasida; Eucoccidiorida; Eimeriidae
Exons: 7
Coding region: 1-1263 (420 amino acids)
Source: RefSeq, a predicted model, not a curated record
AUGCAGCAGCAGCAGUCGUUGCAGCACAUGCAGCAGCAGCGAGAGGCCGCGUCGCGUGCUGCCGCAGCUGAGGUGGCUCAGCUGCAGCAGCAAGUGCUGCAUUUAGAAGGCCUGGUAAAAGUUGCCGAAGAAGAGAAGAAGGCCCAUCGAAGGGAAAUCCGAAAUUACCGCAUCGAGGCUGAAGAGCAUAAUCGGGAAUUGCAAGCGCUACGGGACGAGCAAAGGAGCGUAGACAGGAAAGCCAAGGAGCAGGAGCGGACAAUCGCAGAGCUUACAACGCUUCUUACGAACGCAAGGAGCCGCAUACGGAAUGAACGGCAGCGCAAUGAGGGAUUAGUGGGCAAAUUAGAGGCUGCAUGCGAGACAGAAUCAUCUUUGAAGGCAGAGCUUCAAGCAUCGCAGGAGAUGGCAGAGGAGGGCCGACGGCAACUGCUGAGCUUGACGUGGGGCUUGGAGGCUCCACCAGUUUUUUCCGGGCUUCCGGAAGCAACCUCAAAGAGCAGCAGGCAGCCUGGCAUUGACCAGCAGCGGCAUAGAGAGACCCAGAGAGGCAGUAGCGUGGACCUUGGGGGUCAGCGGCAGUAUUCGCCUACAAACACAGACUGGGUGGACAAAAGGAUGCAAUACAGCUCAAAGGCGACUCUAGACCCCGUUUCUUCCCUCAGCAUAACGCCGCUAAGGUGGAACGAUGUGCGAAUCCUGCGCCGGGUGGUCCCCCCGAUUCAGCCGUGUGAAGAUAGCUGGCAGGCCGCUUUAUUGCUAGCGAUGCAAGAAGGCUAUUCACGUAUCAUGCUUGAACCAGCCGAUCCCUCUGAACAGCCGUGGGGAGGCAUCCUUCUCAAAAGUCCACUCGUAAAUGUUAGUUGGUUUUGCACCGUUCGGCUGGGGAGCAAAGGACGAAUGCAUGAGUGCUUGCCAACUUGGCUUUCUGGAGAAGUUGCGGCUGCUGCGUCUUUUGUUGCCUCCAUCACGUUGAAUGUCACUUCUCUGCCUUCAAUUAAUGUGGCCCUUGAGAAGGAAGUCAUUGAGGGAGUCCAAUUACACGCAAUGCUUGCAUACGCUUUCGUGAUGAUGAACCCUCAGGACAUCCGAUUCGCAAGUGCAGUCCUUGAGAUUGAAGCUUCCUCUGCCAUCAGCUGUGUUCUGCACGCCGCUACGGUUGUCGUGGGAUGUCUUUGCUACCAAGUGGCGGUCUCUAGAGAUGCAGGAGGAUGCAGUGCGUUGGUAGAAAUUCCGCGCUUGCUGACCUUCCCCCUUUCGUAG